Messenger RNA from Onychomys torridus (southern grasshopper mouse), 2665 nucleotides. RefSeq names its product zinc finger protein 665-like. Gene Ontology annotation, biological process: negative regulation of transcription by RNA polymerase II; regulation of cytokine production; regulation of immune system process. The record is from RefSeq and is a predicted model, not a curated record. The transcript has 4 exons. Bases 98 to 2665 code for a protein of 855 amino acids. Lineage: Eukaryota; Metazoa; Chordata; Mammalia; Rodentia; Cricetidae.
UCCAGUACCGGGGGAGGGAGACCCUGGUGUUCCGUGGGCUGCGCUGUGACCCGCUGCCGGGAGCUGUGAGGAGAGCGGGGCGAGCUCGGAAUCCGCCAUGGAUGCAGUGACCUAUGAGGAUGUGCAUGUAAACUUCACUCAUGAAGAGUGGGCUUUGCUGGAACCUCCCCAGAAGAGUCUCUACAAAGAUGUGAUGCUGGAAACCUAUUGGAACCUCACUUGUGUAGGUUACAAAUGGGAAGACCAUAAUAUUGAAGAACAUUGUCAGAGCUCUAGAAGAAAUGGAAGGUGUGUCAUCUGUCACUCUGGAUACAAUCCAUGUGAGCAUAAGCGAUAUGGAAAGAAGCAUUGUAGUUCUGUCUCUCUCAGAACAAUUGGAAGAUAUGUGGUAGUCCCCACUAUGAGAAUACAUGAUGACUGUGAUACAAGUUUACAAUUAACUGGUGUUCCCACUUCAGUGGGAAUUUAUCAAGAAACUCUCAUUGGAGAAAAUGAGGACCAGGAAUAUGGAAAUUCAUUUCUCUCUUCUGGUUCACUCUGCACAUAUAGUGUAGCUCACAGUAUAAGAAAAUGUUAUAAAUGCAAUCAGCAUGGUCCAACUCUGAGUUCUUCAUGUUCUCUUCAAAGAUGUGAAAAAAAUCAUGUGAUUAGAGAAAAUAAUAAAUGUGAGUCAUCUACUAAAGGCUUUAGCCAUUACAGGCAUCCUCAAACACAACAAACAUCUAAUAAUGAAGAGAAUCUCUAUGAAUAUAAUCAAUGCGAUAAAGCCUUUAGAUGUGAUUGCUCUUUAAAGCACCAAAGAACUCAUUUGGAAGGAAAACCCUGUGAGUAUAGUCAAAGAUAUAAAGGCUUUACAUGUCACAGUCUUCAUCAAGUACAUGGAAUUCCAACUAGGGAGAAAAGGUGUGAAUAUCAGCAAUGUGAUAAAGCCUUUGAAUGUCCCAUAAUACAUAAUAGUAAUUACACUGGAGAGAAACCCUAUGAAUGUAAUCAAUGUGGUAAAGCCUUUAGAGGGAAGAAUAGUCUUCUAAGUCAUGAAAGAAUUCUUACUGGAGAGAAACCUUAUGAAUGUAAUCAACGUGGUAAAGCAUUUGCAUAUAACAGCCAUCUUCUCAGUCACUUAAGUCAUACUGGAGAGAAAUCUUAUGUAUGUAAUCAGUGUGGUAAAUCAUUUGAACAGAUGUGUGAUCUUCACACACAUGAAAUAAUUCAUCCUGGAGAGAAACCCUUUGAAUGUAAUCAAUGUGGUCAAGCCUUUGUACAGAAGAGUGUUCUUCACAGACAUGAAAUAAUAUAUACUGGAGAGAAACCCUAUGAAUGUAAUCAAUGUGGUAAAGCCUUUGCAGAGAAGAGAAGUCUUCAGAGUCAUGAAAGAUUUCACACUGGAGAGAAACCAUAUAAAUGUAAUCGAUGUGGUAAAGCCUUUGCACAGCAGAGUCAUCUUCAUAGACAUGAAAGCCUUCAUACUGGAGAGAAACCCUAUGAAUGUAACCAAUGUGGUAAAGCCUUUGCACAGAAGAGUUACCUUCUCAGUCAUGAAAGAAUUCAUUCUGCAGAGACACCUUAUGCAUGUAAUCAAUGUGGUAAAGCUUUUUCAUAUAAUAGCCGUCUUCUCACUCACUUAAAAACUCAUACUGGAGAGAAAUCCUAUGAAUGUAAUGAAUGUGGCAAACUCUUUGCACAGAAGAGUUAUCUUCUGAGUCAUGAAAGAAUUCAUACUGCAGAGAAACCUUAUGCAUGUAAUCAAUGUGGUAAAGCUUUUCCAUAUAAUAGCCGUCUUCUCACUCACCUAAAAACUCAUACUGGAGAGAAAUCCUAUGAAUGUAAUGAAUGUGGCAAACUCUUUGUGCACAAGAGUUAUCUUCUGAGUCAUGAAAGAAUUCAUACUGCAGAGAAACCUUAUGCAUGUAAUCAAUGUGGUAAAGCUUUUCGAUAUAAUAGCCGUCUUCUCACUCACUUAAAAACUCAUACUGGCGAGAAAUCCUAUGAAUGUAAUGAAUGUGGCAAACUCUUUGUGCACAAGAGUUAUCUUCUGAGUCAUGAAACAAUUCAUACUGGAGAGAAACCCUAUAAAUGUAAUCAAUGUGGUAAAGCCUUUAGAGGGAAGAAUAGUCUUCUCAGUCAUGAAAGAACUCAUACUGGAGAGAAACCCUAUGAAUGUAAUCAAUGUGGUAAAGCCUUUGCACAGAAGAGUCAUCUUCACAGACAUGAAAGUCUUCAUACUGGAGAGAAACCCUAUGAAUGUAAGCAAUGUGGUAAAGCCUUUGCACUGAAGAGUCGUCUUCAAAGUCAUGAAAGAAUUCAUAGUGGAGACUAUGAAUGUAAUCAAUGUGGUAAAGCCUUUACAGAGAAGUGUCAUCUUCUCAGUCAUGAAAGAAUUCAUACUGGAGAGAAACCCUAUGAAUGUAACGAAUGUGGCAAACUCUUUACACAGAAGAGUCAUCUUCACAGUCAUGAAAGAAUUCAUACUGGAGAGAAACCCUAUGAAUGUAACCAAUGUGGUAAAGCCUUUGCACAGAAAUGUAGACUUCAAAGUCAUGAAAGAAUUCAUCGUGGAGAAAAACCCUAUGAAUGUAAUCAAUGUGGUAAAGCCUUUGCACAGAAGAGUCAUCUUCUCAGUCAUGAAAGAAUUCAUAAUCGUGAGAAACCCUAUGAAUGUAAUUAA